UAAAAAAUGCCAAGUAAAUUGCCUUGUGAAUUUCCCGAGACUUUCCUUCCACUAAACAUAGACUUUUGACUAUUCCCACGAUCAAAAUCUUAUCCCAACAGCCUUUUUAGCUCUAUAAAUGUGCCAGCUUCUUAACUUCACUUAGAAAAAGAAUUCUUCAAGAGUUUCAACAACUUAACCAAUCCAAAGAAAUUAAACAUCCAAUUGCAACUUCCCUUAGAUGGACACAAGUAGCCUGUCUCAAAAUUACCCUGCUUUCGAUCUCAACAUAUCUAUGGAUGCUCGGGUUUGUAAAAUUCCUCCUUUAUUUUUACAAAUGUUUUGUCCAAAUAAUCAGUUCCAGGGGAGACUUAUCAUUUUAGUCCCCAAUUAUUAUGUUUGAAGCAGGAGAAAGAAGAGUUUGAAGAUGGAGAGAUUCAUGUUGAUAAUAAAACCAAGUCAUCAUCGUCAUCGGAGAAAGACGAGCGACAGGCUUUGAUGGAGAAAUUAAACCAGAUGAGGUUCGAGAAGGAGAAGUUGAUUGAAAUGCUUACCAUCUCGUUGGAAAGUUACAACGCAUUACAAAGUCGCCUGAUUCAAUUGGUGCAACAAGAUUCCGAUCAACUACAAAACUCAAGAAAGCGAAGAAAACUUGAGACUACGGAUAACUCUACAAUUACCACAUUGGGAAAUCAUCAUGACACAACUUAUGAUAGUAUUUCAGAUGAACGAUCACCUAACUUGCCAAGAGAAAUCAGGACAAAUAUCUCCAAAGUUCAUGUACGAGUUGAUCCAUCGGAUACAAGCUUAGUUGUUAAAGAUGGAUAUCAAUGGAGAAAGUAUGGACAAAAGGUUACUAAAGAUAAUCCUUCACCAAGAGCCUACUUCAAAUGUUCUUUUGCCCCAUCUUGCCCAGUCAAGAAGAAGGUACAAAAGAAAGUGGGAGAUCCAUCUACAUUAAUAGCUACUUACGAAGGGGAGCACAACCAUCAACACCCUUUGAGAACUGAAAUGUAUUUCUCAUCAGCUCAAGUUGGAUCUCCAAUUUUCGCCCACUCAGGUUGGAAUUGUUCUGAAUAUCCAAGUCCUAAAGAGAGAGUCGAAACUGGAGACAAGAAAUGGGAGGCAUUAGGAAGCAGUGGAAUUCAACAGUUCAUGGUAGAACAAAUGGCAUCUACCUUGACUAGAAAUUCUAGUUUUACUGCAGCCGUUGCGGCAGCUAUCUCUGAAACAAUCACGAACCAUAUUUUUUCAGAGUAAAUACUUUUCCGUCUCAAAAGUAUUAUCUAGUUUGAAUUUUCACUUUUAAUUUAAUUUGUAAAAAUGAAAAUUCAAAACUGGACAAUAAUUUCGGGAUGAAAAGAAUAGAAGUUAGUUUAUUAGAUUUUUUUUUUUUUUGUUGGGAAUUUUGGAACAUUGAGAGUGAGAACGUUUAUGUAUAUUGCAUCCUAUGAUAUUGUAAGAAAGAAGGAAAGUUGUCAUGCAUUAUGUCGCCACUUAGUAAACAUUCAACUUAAUCAUGCAUAACGCAAUAUUAGUAAGUAUUAGUAUUGUAUGAUACUUGAUAUGUAUCUAUAUGUUUUGAUUUAUGAAGUGCAUCAAAUUAAUCGUGAAUCGGGCAAUUAGCCUUACAUAUUGUACCAUAGUUCUAACUGUGUCACAAAACGUUUGUUUUUUAAAUUAGGGUAUAACAUCUUGAAGGCCCAUAUAAGCCCAUAUAAAGCCCCUUUGAACCAG
Molecule: messenger RNA, 1716 nt
Organism: Oldenlandia corymbosa var. corymbosa
Lineage: Eukaryota; Viridiplantae; Streptophyta; Magnoliopsida; Gentianales; Rubiaceae
Source: the annotation of a GenBank genome assembly